Molecule: messenger RNA, 633 nt
Organism: Oncorhynchus masou masou (cherry salmon)
Lineage: Eukaryota; Metazoa; Chordata; Actinopteri; Salmoniformes; Salmonidae
Product: transmembrane protein 235-like
Exons: 4
Coding region: 1-624 (207 amino acids)
Biological process (GO): calcium ion transport
Cellular component (GO): apical plasma membrane
Source: RefSeq, a predicted model, not a curated record
AUGAAGUACGGAAUGGUUGUUAUCACGGCUGGCUUUUCAGGUUUACUCAGCUUCAGCUUUCUUGCUGUGGCAAUUGGCAGCGACUAUUGGUACAUCAUCGAUGUGAACAAGGCAAACCAGUCGGACUUGGAGGACCUGAGUUCGCAUUCCGGUCUCUGGAGGAUCCGUGAAGGGAGAAAUGCCACCUCUUGGCCAAUUCAGUCCUUCUUUGUGGAUACCUCCAACAAAACUGACAUAGAGAAGCACCUUAUCAACUCCCACAAGGUUAUAGUCACCCUGCUGCCUCUCAGUCUGUUGCUGGUGGUGUUGGGAGGGAUCUGUGGUCUGGUCAGCUCUCUGGCCAGGAAUCCCAGCCUGCUGGUCGGCUCCGCAUCCUACUUCCUCUUCUGCAGUCUCUUCACCCUCUCCGGGUUGAGCGUUUACGUCAGCUACUGCCAACGGGCUCGGGGACUGUUGGAACCUGAGAUUCUGGCCAGCGUCCAUGUGUCCUAUGGCUGGUCGUUGGGUAUGGCCUGUCUCUCCUUCAGCCUGGAGGUGACCGCAGGCCUGCUGCUGAUGCUGGCUGCACGUAAGGCCCAUCUCAUGGGACGUGACCAUGGAGUCACCAUUAUCGCCAUGGCCUGAAGAGGGAAA